Jatropha curcas is the source of this 1540-nucleotide messenger RNA. Lineage: Eukaryota; Viridiplantae; Streptophyta; Magnoliopsida; Malpighiales; Euphorbiaceae. The record is from RefSeq and is a predicted model, not a curated record.
GAAACCUCAUAUUGCUUGUCCUUUAGCUGAUUUUUAUAUUAAAAAAACUUAUUGCAAUUAGAGGUUUAACGUUUAAGGAGGCUGGCGGUGGUGAGACCCACUAAUAUUAAUUAUUAAUUAUUAAUAAUUAAUAAUAGACUCCAAGAUGGAAGACCCAGCUUAAGUCAACGAACACCAAUUUCAAAUGUCUGCGUCUCUGCAAAGCAGACGGCUGUCAACCAAUCUUCUACUAAUCCUUUUCCGGCGAGAUUAGCUUAACUCUUAUGGCCCAGGAGAUUGAAAAUUAUCUGCUGGAUAAACUCAGCAAAGGCAUUGAAUCUUCAAAAGCUCCUUUAGGUAAAGAAUUUAAAGAUCUCAAGGAGUUGCUUAGAGAAAAGCUUUCGUCUUGCUCAUCUUCCGAUAUCCCAGCAAUUAGGGAAAAACUCUACACCCUCAACGACCUUUUCAGUGAAAGCCAUGCGCUUUCGGGCAAGCACACUUUAUUUUCGACUUCUUUCAAUAGAAUUAAGCAGAAUUUGUCAAAAAUCAAGACCGAGAUCGAAAAUAUCAAACCGUCAAUCAACGGUCAAAAUGGAAACGCUACCCCGACCGACAAUAACGAUCUCCAAUCUGGCUCAUCAUCUUCAGCUAGCCAACUCCCAACUAAGGUUUAUGGAUUUGAUGAGGAAAUAAUGUAUUUACUGAAAUCGCUGGUUAAUCCAGUGGGUAUUAAUUUUUUCAAGACAGUUGGAAUUUUAGGAUUGGGAGGUGCAGGAAAGACCACAGUUUGCCAACUGCUUUUGACGAGGCCAGAAGUGAAGAAUCACUUUGUCCCUAGGAUUUGGGUGCACAUGUCAAAAAAGGCAAAAGAAGAUAAUAACAAUGAUCCAAAGAAAUCAGUUGUUUUAAGAAUGUUGGAUUCACUUGGAGUCGAAGAGGAGAUGGUGAAAUCAAUUUCAGAUGAACAUGGCUUAGCUGGGCUAAUCUGUGCACUACAUGUGGAGUUGAUGCGCAAGAGGUACCUGAUAGUGUUGGAUGAUGUGCAGGACAGCGACGACUGGUACAGCAACUUGAAUGCUUCAUUGCCUCGCAAUGUUCAAUGGGGAGAACGCCUUGCUUAUGGACUGCCAAAGGGUUAUGGAGGAACUAUAAUAGUUACCAGCAGAAGUGAGGAAGUUAUGAAAAUUAUGGUUGGAGAGGAGAAUAUACAUCGGCUUCUACCUCUUGCGGACAAAGAUCUUUGCUGGGAUAUAUUCAGAGAUGAAAUUGAGCAGGAAGUGAAACCGUUUCGCCCACCACAUGAGGAAGAACUGAAAAGGGAAGUAGUGAACAAGUGUGGUGGCAUUCCUUUAGCUGCAAAAAUGAUGGGGCAGAUUAUGAGAGAACAGAUUAGAGAAGGAUCUGUGCCUACUCAGAGUAUUCAAACACAACAAUCAAGUGAUAGCAUUUUAAUUGGUCAAUGAUCUUUUUUUUUUCCCCUUAAAUCUUUGGCUUUGCACUGUCAUUUCCAUCACUUGAUAUCAAUAAAAAGGCUUUUUCCCCUGAUUUAGGAGCAGUUCAA